Anoplophora glabripennis (Asian longhorned beetle) is the source of this 425-nucleotide messenger RNA. RefSeq names its product cytochrome c oxidase assembly protein COX16 homolog, mitochondrial (gene l(3)neo43). Gene Ontology annotation, cellular component: mitochondrial inner membrane. The record is from RefSeq and is a predicted model, not a curated record. The transcript is spliced from 2 exons. Lineage: Eukaryota; Metazoa; Arthropoda; Insecta; Coleoptera; Cerambycidae. Bases 46 to 345 code for a protein of 99 amino acids. Gene Ontology annotation, biological process: mitochondrial respiratory chain complex IV assembly.
CAACAAAGUUAAAAUUUCAAAUCCACAAAGGUAACCUAACCUAAAAUGGGUAGUUUUUCUAAAACCCUAAAUUCUUUUUUAAAGAAAAAAUCUAUAAAAUACGGUUUGCCGUUUCUUUUAGUGGUUCUAGGAGGUUCUUUCGGUUUGAAGGAAUUUGCCCAGUUACGUUAUCAAUUCUCGAAGGUGUCAGUUGUGAGGCCCGAGGAAAUGAAGAAGUAUGGUAUCGAAAUGAAAAAACCUGGCGAAGUAACUAUAGACACUGAGUUUGAGAAAGUUAAGAAGCUCGAUAUAGAUAACUGGGAGCAAGUCAGGGGUCCCAGACCCUGGGAAGAGAAUAUUAAUUAGACUUUGUAGUGUAAGUUGUGAAAGUAGUACAGAACUGUGAUAUUUGUAAUUCUUACGAAAAUAAACACGUUUAUUUUAAA